ACAAGGAAACAGUUAAUCGAAAAGCACGAAUUCUUGUGAGCGGUAGAGCAGAGGCCUCCAUGUUUCCUUCUACUUCUAGAAUGACGAAGAAAAGGGACCGAGCGAGCAUUGAUACUGCGGUCGUCGAUAUCUGCCGCCGUGAGGUCGGCCGUCUUUCAACCCGAAAAUUCGUCAACCGGCUCGCCGCUUCAGAGGAUCUAGUCUUAAGACUUGAUCUUUUUAGGAAGCUGGAAAAACACCGAGGAUGUGUGAACACAGUGAGCUUCAAUGAAGAUGGAGAUAUUCUUGUGUCUGGUUCAGAUGACAGGAGAGUUAUACUUUGGGAUUGGCAAACUGGGAAUGUUAAACUCUCCUUUCAUUCAGGCCAUAAUAACAAUAUAUUACAAGCAAACAUCAUGCCAGGUACUGAUGAUAGAAGCAUUGUUACUUGUGCUGCUGAUGGCCAGGUAAGGAAUGCUAUGAUCCCAGAAAAUGGUGAAAUCGAGCCAAAAUUGCUUGGGAAACAUCAAGGUAGAGCUCAUAAACUAGCCAAUGAACCCGGGAGCCCACACAUCUUCUAUACAUGUGGCGAGGACGGAUUGGUCCAACAUUUUGAUCUAAGAUCCGGAGAUGCCACCGAGCUUUUCACUUGCCAACCAAUUCCCGAUAGAAGCUUUGUAGGAGUCGUGAACCUAAAUACCAUAGCAAUCGAUCCACGAAACCCUAAUUUAUUCGCGAUCGCGGGUUCCGAUGAAUACACGCGCUUAUAUGACAUCCGUAAAUACAAAUGGGACGGUUCUACCCCUUUCGGUAAACCCACCGACUACUUUUGCCCGCGACAUUUAAUCAACGAUGAAAACCUUGGAAUCACCGGAAUCGCGUUUUCCGAUCAAAGCGAACUCCUCGUAUCCUACUGCGACGACUUCAUCUACCUUUUCUCAAAAGACAUGGGUUUGGGCGGGGACAUAAAUGUAAUUUUGGAUAGUAGUAAUUCGUCUGAUUCCGAGAUGGAAAGUGAUGGGAAAGAUGGGCCGAGGGUUUUUAAAGGGCAUAGGAAUUGUGUGACGGUGAAGGGUGUUGGGUUUUUUGGACCGAAAUGUGAGUAUGUGGUGAGUGGGUCGGAUUGUGGGCGGAUGUUUAUUUGGAGGAAAAGUGAUAUGGUGUUGGUUAGGGUUUUGGAAGCAGAUAAACAAGUGGUGAAUUGUAUUGAAUCACAUCCGUAUAUAAGUAUGCUUGCGAGUAGUGGGAUUGAACGCGAUAUAAAGAUUUGGACACCGACCGCGGUUGAAAAAGCGAAUUUUCCGACGAAUGUUGAGAAGGUUUUUGAGUCACGUCGAUUUCGUUUCUUUCCCGAUUUCGCUGACGAAUCCGAUGACGAGUAUUACUCCAACGACUAUGUUGACGAUAGCUCUAGCAACUAUAGUGAUUCUGAUGACGUGGACGAUGAUUAUGAGGAUGAUGAUGAUGAGGAUGAAGAUGAUGACGAGGAUGAUGACGGUGGGGGUGGAGGUGAUGAGGACGAAGAAGUGUCGACACGGAUGAAUACGGGGAUUCGAUUGAUGAUUUUGGCGAUGAGGAAUAAUAAUGAAGUUGAGACCGAGGAACAGGUGGAUGUAUAGUACGGAUUCACCAAGGGACAUGAUGUUGCGAUUGCUUUCGAUGGGGGUGGGUCCCGAUUAUGAGAUGGGAAAUGGUGAAAGCUCGGAAGUAGGCCGUAAUCGUAACAUGCUUGAUUUUAUACUAACAUUUAAUGCUGAUAGUGGCUUUAAUCGUGAUCAUGAUGAUGAUGUUGAUGGAGACAAUUGAAGGUUUUGGUGGGUGGGUUUAUAAUGUUUUUGUUCGAAAUACCAACGCAAAUUGUACAUAGAAAGUUGAAGGGACUCUUGGAUAGAUAUCGGAGACCAU
Messenger RNA from Lactuca virosa, 1884 nucleotides. NCBI's taxonomy places the organism in Eukaryota, Viridiplantae, Streptophyta, Magnoliopsida, Asterales, Asteraceae. The record is from the annotation of a GenBank genome assembly.